Molecule: messenger RNA, 2178 nt
Organism: Magnolia sinica
Lineage: Eukaryota; Viridiplantae; Streptophyta; Magnoliopsida; Magnoliales; Magnoliaceae
Product: RNA polymerase sigma factor sigF, chloroplastic
Exons: 10
Coding region: 75-1814 (579 amino acids)
Biological process (GO): DNA-templated transcription initiation; regulation of DNA-templated transcription
Molecular function (GO): DNA-binding transcription factor activity
Source: RefSeq, a predicted model, not a curated record
CUCUUCAAUAGAAAACUCUCUCUCUCUCUCUCUCUCUCUCUCUCUCUCUCUCUCUCUCUGUGGAACUGGCACUAAUGGAGGCUGGAAGAAGAAUGAUUUCAUCACCUUCUAUCCAUCCUCCAAAAACCCACCUCACAGUUUCUCUCUCCUCUUCAGUUCCAAUGAUUCAUGAACAAGCAGCCCCUGCUGUUACAUCUAUGCCAACUACAUCAAUAGCACAUCAUUUUCCUGCAUCCGUUCUUCUGCAAGAGCAGCGUGAUGAUUUUAGGCCUUUGCACAUUGGCAGGGAAGAUAAAACAUCACUGGCAACUCUGGAUAGGAGGCGGAUAGAGAGUGGGGUAGCAUUUUUCGAAGAGAAGAGAAGCUAUCAAUAUGAUCAAUACAUUAAAGACUUUGAACGCCAAUUGCUUUAUUGGCCGGGUUUCUGGUAUUUAUUGCCAUCGUCAUUAAGAGAGGAAAGAUCGUUGUUGCCUUUGUUGAUGGAACCUAUAGCAACUGAUACGGAUAAUGUUCUGGACAUUAAACCAAUGGGAGUGGCUCAGAACAGCCCCAAUUCUAUGAGACCCUGGGAUGUUCUUGCCCUUGCUAAGAAAGCGGCGAUGGCCUCGAAAGAAGCAGCCUCUUUAGCAAAAGACUGCAACUUUUUAUCAGCUGAUCUUGAUGAAUCCCUCAUCUCUGGUUUGGGGCCUGGAGAAUUUGGUGUUGAAGUUAUAGUUGAGGAGCAACCCACAGUAAAAUCAAGGCGGCUUGUCGAGAGGAAAUUGAAGAAACGCAGGGUUCCAAAGAAACCAAAAGUCGUUACCCACGCGGUUUCCAGUUCAAAAGCAAUAGAAAAAGGCAAAAAAAUAAAUUACGAGUUUGACCCAAACGAUCCCCUCAGAUUGUUCCUGUGGGGUCCAGAGACAAAACAGCUUUUGACUGGAAAAGAAGAGUCCGACUUAUUUGUUCAAAUACAGGAAUUGAUGAAAUUAGAGGAAGUGAAACAAAGGCUUCAGUCACAAUUUGACCGUGAACCGACACUUGUUGAAUGGGCUGAAGCCAUUGGAAUGAGUUGCCGAGAUCUGCAGUCAUGCCUUUAUUCUGGUAACAGAAGCAGAGAGAAGAUGAUUUAUGCCAAUUUCCGUCUUGUGGUUCAUGUUGCUAAACAAUAUCAAGGACGGGGUCUGAUCCUUCAGGAUUUAUUACAGGAGGGAAGUAUGGGUCUUAUGAAGAGCUUGGAGAAAUUCAAACCCCAAGCUGGUUGCAGAUUUUCAACAUAUGCAUACUGGUGGAUACGGCAAUCGAUCAGGAAGGCUAUAGUUCAGAACUCAAGGACGAUCCGCUUGCCGGAAAAUGUCUAUGGGCUCUUGACAAAAAUAAGAAAUGCUAGGAAAUCGUACAUUCAAGAAGGUCACCGCCCUACCAAUGAGGAAUUGGCCAAAUGUGUUGGCAUUACUGUUGAGAAAUUCGAAAUGCUGCGGCUAUCUACUAGAAUCCCAGUAUCGAUUCAGCAGCCUGCAUGGAUAGACCAGGAUGUCACUUUUCAGGAGAUUACGGCAGAUCCCAGGGUUGAACCACCUGAUCUCAGCAUCACUAAACAGUUGAUGAGGCGACACAUGCGCAACCUCCUCAGCAUUCUAACCCCAAGAGAGAGGCAGAUAAUUCAGUUCCGUUAUGGAAUUCAUGAUGGCGAGCGGAAGUCCCUUUCGAAUAUCGGUGCUCUGUAUGGAUUGUCAAAAGAAAGGGUCCGGCAAGUGGAGAGCAGGGCUCUGGACAAGCUCAAGCAGUGCCUCUCGAGCCAAGGGCUAGAGGCUUAUGUCAGCUUGCUUAUUUAAAGAUUAGAAAGAGAUUGACUAACAACAGACGACAGGAGUUCCCUCUUGCCAAGCACUGCAGAUUGUGUUACUAAUACUAGCGGCUAUGGUCGUCAUGCCCACUUGAUGAGAGAUGAAGUGGUUUCGUGGGAGGGGCGGAAAGCAGGAGUUAAUUGAUACUCUAGCAAAGUGGGAUGGUUGAUACUUAGGUGCUUUGAAAUCGAACAUAUUACCUUUCAGAAGAGAAGGGAAAAAGUUGUACAUGUUGCACAUAUCACCUCAAUCCAGCUGUCUAAGUUGUGCUAACAACAUUAGAAUGGCUAUUUUUCAAAAUUGAAAUUCAUUUAAUGUUUCUAAUCUCUGUUUAGUAAGCAUUUAUUCGUUG